Molecule: messenger RNA, 4423 nt
Organism: Python bivittatus (Burmese python)
Lineage: Eukaryota; Metazoa; Chordata; Lepidosauria; Squamata; Pythonidae
Gene: SEC11C
Product: SEC11 homolog C, signal peptidase complex subunit
Cellular component (GO): signal peptidase complex; membrane
Molecular function (GO): serine-type endopeptidase activity
Source: RefSeq, a predicted model, not a curated record
AGACGCCUGGGCCAAGCCGCGGCUCUGUGGACCUGGCGAACAGCCCUGAGGAACGGGAAUGGGCUUUGGGACCCGGAAGGCGGCAAGCCAGGCGUCCGCAGCUCUGCAACCCCCCUGACCGCGGCUGGCUUGAGCGGGAAGCGGGGGCUGGCGCCGUCUUGGGCGGGGGGCCAAAGGCAAGAGUUCCGACGUACCUGCGCCCUCCCGUGUUGCAAGUAGAAGAAGAGGGGGCGGGGGAAAGGUGGGGUGCCUGGCCCCAUCCCACAGGGCACGGUCAAGGAAGCAAGAAUCCUACAGACAUCUCUUGGAAGUUUUAAUGCAGGAAUUAGGAAAGCUCUCACAAUGGAUAUUUUUGGAGACCUGCGGCGAAUGAACAAGCGCCAGCUCUAUUACCAAGUUUUAAAUUUUGCCAUGAUUGUGUCUUCAGCCCUAAUGAUAUGGAAAGGCCUUAUUGUUAUCACUGGGAGCGAGAGUCCAAUUGUAGUAGUGCUCAGUGGCAGUAUGGAACCAGCCUUCCAUAGAGGAGACCUCUUGUUCUUGACAAAUUUCCGAGAUGACCCCAUCAGGGCUGGAGAAAUAGUUGUUUUCAAAGUCGAAGGCAGAGAUAUUCCAAUUGUGCACAGAGUUAUUAAAGUUCACGAAAAAGAAAAUGGAAACAUCAAAUUUUUGACCAAGGGCGAUAAUAAUGAAGUUGAUGACAGGGGCUUGUACAAAGAAGGCCAGAACUGGCUAGAAAAGAAAGAUGUUGUAGGCAGAGCACGAGGGUUUUUGCCGUAUGUUGGAAUGGUGACCAUAAUCAUGAAUGAUUAUCCAAAAUUUAAGUACGCUCUCCUGGCUGUCAUGGGGGCAUAUGUGCUUCUGAAACGAGAAUCAUAAAAGAACCUGGUAUUGCCUCAGACAACUCAUCAGCAUAAUUAUAUGAAGAGAUGCUAAUAUAUUUGAAAUGUCCCCUUGUCUGCAGAUAAUAUUACGUGACGUGUGCGCACCAUGUCGCAUUUGUUCUUGUCCUCUUCAUGUUGCAGUCUUUAAAAGCAUCUUGUGGGCCAGCCCAGUUACCUUCACUGAGUCACACUGAGAAAUGUUUUUAUUAUGUCCAUCUUCCCCAACCUGGUUCAGCUCCCCAAAUUGUCAGCCAAACAAGUCUUUUGGACAUGUUGGCUGGAGGUUACAUAAAUUACAGUUUAAAACCAGGUUAGGGAAGGUAAGAUUCUCUUGGCUGUUUUGUUAACAAAUGUUGUUUUACUUUCUUCAUGUUCACACAGUUGCUACUAACCAAGAAUAGUGGCAGAAUUGCUGAGAGGGAAGUGGUUGGAGCUUCAUGGAAUAUGUGUACCCUUUCUCAUCAGUAACAAAAAUUGAUCUUAUUUUGAAAAUAGUUUGGAGAAUAGUUUAGUAGCAAUGAAUCUUGACUACACUGAGAAUGCUAGUUUUUAUUACACCUUUCAUGCAAGGAACCUACUGACACAAUUCCUACCCACCUCCAGAUGAUUCAGAUAAUUCCCAACUGCCCUGAUAGUAGUUCAAACAGUUACUGAUUAUUUGGUGUACAACGGUCCAUUCUUGUGAAUGAAUUCACAGACAUAUGGUUCUAACAAAGGGUUUAAAAAUAGUUUUGAUUAAGGUGGUGACAUACACAUUUCUGCAAGAGUGGUAUUCAAGUUGCUUUGCUUGAGCAAACCAGCUUGAAAAUCAAAGCCCACAAUGAUAUUAUCUGAUUUAGUGCCUUGCACUUGUACAAGUAAUCCUCGAUUAACAAUGGUAAUUGGGACUGGCAACUCCACUGCUAAGCAACACAGUUGUAAAGUGUGACAUCACUGUUGACUUUCAACAGCAGUUGCAACAGUUCCAGUUGCAGUUGUUAAGCGAAUCCCACGUAGUCAUUAAGCACGAUGUCACAUGAUUGCCAUUUGCGACUUCCUGCUGGUUUCCCCAUUGACUUUGCUUGCCAGAAGUCGGCAGUGAAGAUCACAAAUGGCAAUUGUGGCCGCAGGACACUGUAAUGUAAUUGCAAACCGGUUGCUAAGUGCCCAAAUCACGAUCCUGUGACUGCAGGAACACUGCAAUGGCCAGAACUUCGAGGAUUGGUCAUAAGUCUCCUCAUUCAGUGUCAUUGUAACUUUGAAUGGUCACUGAAUGAGUGGUUGUUAACCAAGGACUACCUUUUAUGUAAUAAGAAUGGGGGGCGGGGAAGCCUGUAGAUGUCCACCCUAGCUUGAGUGAGUAUUUAUGCUCCUGCUAGGCUGCAUAAGUAAGGCACUCUGUUUGCAAGUUCCCUUAACCAUCAGUCAAUUCCAGGUUUUAUUGUACUGAUUUAGAUUUGCAGCCUAAGAAGGCUAUAGAAGUAAAAUAACUGGAGGAUGAUUUUAAAAAGAAUGGCAUCCUUUGCAGCUUUUUCAAUUUAAUAUUUAUAGAGGAGUUCCUUUAUUAAUAAAAUGUUAUAAAGCACAUGAUGAUAUGGUAUAUUUGACACGGCCAUUUUUAAACAUAUUGUGCCAGUAAUGUGCAAUUUCAUUUGCCUAGAUAUCAACAGCUUAAACCCUCAUGAUUUUUGAAUUGCCUGUAAUAAGGGUAACAGGUUUUACAGAACUUGCAAUCAUAGCUUAGGUUUCAUAGCAUAUAAUCAACAAGGCAAAGUAUAUCAUCUUUGCAGUUGUCUGGUGUGGCUUUUUUUUUUUUUAAUGACAGCACAUGUGGGGGUCACCUCAGUCUCUCACAACAUCAGGCAAGCCAACUAACUCAGAGUUUGACCAACCAUGGAUCCAACUGUAUUGAUCUAUCCGCUAAGGCUGUGCAGUGGUUCGGAUUCAGAGGCAAAAAGAUGCUUCAGAGCAUGCCAGGGCAUGAACAUAAUUCCAGUUUGAAACUCCUUAAAGCAGCUGCAUCUUUUCCUGGAUUGCACACUUGGCCUCCAGAGUUGCCACACGGUCAUAGGAAAAGAAGUGUUUCCUGUACAUCCUGAAAUGGGUUUUUUUGCCUUUGUAUCUGUAACACUGCAGAGACCUAGUGUUCACUGUGGAUUGGUUAUCUGACAAAUGGUAUAAGCAUUCAAAUUGGCAACAGUGAAAGACCUAUCAUUGACUGGGUUCACACAUCACACUAAGGCAAGAUACGUACUGUUUGAUUUUGGUUUUGUACAUUGUGAAGCCAGGAUUUCAGUCAGUAAGCCACAGCUAAUAGAACCAUAGCAUAGUAUAAUGUGAAAACUCAGUCAUCAGUAACCAUUUGGUAAUGUCAUUUGGAUGGAUGGAUGGAUGAAGACCAUCAGCUCAAAGUAGCUUUAUUAUAAUGAAGUAUGGUCCCGUGCUUGGAUAUUUUGCCUGAAAUUGCUGCUUCCCUAUGCUUUGAAGAAAGGGGCAAAAGUUUCCUUGGUAUAGGAUUUAGACAAUCUUGAAAUAAGAAUAGGACUGCUCUAAGUAAAAGAAUGAUACAAGAUACUUAACCCCACUAGUAGCCCAGACCAAGAGAUCAACUCCACAGGAAAGCUAAAACUAUAAUAGCAGAACCUUGCAAGUCUGCUUAUGUUGUACCUUCUCCUACUACUUAUAGUUCAGUGAAUUAGGAAGCUUUCUGUCUGAGCCUCUUUCAAAUAUUAUCUGUCUGUUGUGGACUUAAAAUGUGUUUUACCAUUCAUUGCCCUGGCAAUGGAUCUUGCAUAUCUCCGUCAAGGUCAUCUUCCUUACUCUCUUCAGUACUUUUGGGUUCUUGGCGUUAAUUGAGCUAGGUGGUUUUCAUGCAGAGGUUUCAUUAGUAGGCUAGGUAACAUAAUCAGCGCAUGGAAGAAUGGCCACAUGCACCAGUGAUGUUACCUAGCUGGUAUUGAAAUGUUUGCAAGAAAACCACCAAGCUCAGUGAACCCCAAGAACCCAACAGUUGAACCCUGAGCUAUGUAUAAGCUAUAAUAUUGGAACAAGGUACGUUCAUGGAAAUGGGGAAAGGUUUGACCUAAAACCUUUUAUUAUAUCUGUGCUGUUGGCAUAACCCUUUGUAACUGCAAUAACUCCACUCAGAUGGGACUGGGAAAUACAAUUUGUAGUGUAAAAACUUUACACAAGAUCACAUUCUAGUUUAAGAAUCCAACACUUGCCCUUUCAGUUUUAUUCUUGGCAUUUUAUAAUCCCUUUGUGGCCUUAGAGAAGUCACCUUAAAAAUGCAAAUAAUCUGUGUAUUUUGUUUAACUACUCAGAAAUACUUUUUGCUUUGCAUUUUCAUGGUAAUUUCUGUAAUUUGUCUGUUUUUUAAAGUAAAUUGCUAUCAAGGCUUGCUAGAUUUGUAUGAAGGGACCUACAAAGAGCGAAAUCAAAAACAAGCUGUUUUUUAAUGAGUUGUAUUAAUAAAUGUGAUGCCCACUCAUCCAUCUCUCUUUGUUUUAUCAUGCAGUGCAAUAAUAUCAUUAAAAUAUUGGUGUCUUGGUUUUAUAACUUAA